CUCCAUGUAAACAGGCCCAAAGACGGACGGAAGUCUGAGAGAGUUUUUUUGUGUAUUUUAGGAGUACCGGUAACUGGAACCACAUGGAACAAAUAUGAUGACAUUACAACCACAUUGAAACCUGAUACUUGCAAUUUGCAUACGGUUACACAGUCGAACAAUUGCAGCAUUUGUGUUCUUGUUGCCAAUCGGCGAGCUCGUUAUCAUUACCAACUAUUUGAAAUGGCUGAAACUCGAAUUAAUGCAGUGGAUGUUGUGGUGAUUGUCGUGUAUUUCUUGGUUGUUAUAGCGGUGGGGUUGUGGGCUAUGUACAAGUCAAACCGUGGUACAGUAACUGGUUAUUUUUUAGCUGGACGUUUUAUGACUUUUAUACCGGUUGGUGCAUCUUUGUUCGCCAGUAACAUUGGCAGUGAACAUUUCAUUGGUCUCGCUGGCUCAGGUGCUGCUGGGGGAAUUGGUGUUGGUGCAUUCGAAUUUAAUGCAUUAAUUUUAUUACAAGUUUUAGGAUGGAUUUUUUUACCUGUAUAUAUGGCAAGCGGGAUCAGUACAAUGCCUGAGUAUAUUCAACGUCGUUUUGGUGGACAACGGCUUCGUGUUUAUUUGGCUUGUCUAUCCUUGCUGCUCUAUAUUUUUACCAAGAUUUCUGUGAACAUGUUUUCAGCCUCGCUUUUUAUCAAUCAAGCAUUGGGAUGGAAUAUUUACUUUGGUAUUUUACUUCAACUCGCCCUGACAUCGUUAUGUACUGCCUUAGGCGGCCUAACUGCAGUUAUAUAUACAGACACUUUGUCUGCUUUUGUUAUGGUUCUUGGCGCAAUGGUUGUUGCUAUAAAAGCAUUCAUCGAAGUUGGUGGUUACAGUGGGUUGCAAGACAAGUACAUGAAUGCCAUUCCAAACAGUUCAAUUCCUAAUACAACAUGUGGUCUUCCUAGAGAAGACUCGUUUGUUUUACUACGAAAUGCAGUAGAUAGUGAUAUGCCUUGGCCUGGUUUUGUUCUUGGUGUUACUGCCAACUCAAUAUGGUAUUGGUGCGCUGAUCAGGUGAUUGUACAACGAGCUCUCGCUGCUAAAAAUCUUUCUCACGGCAAAGCCGCGUGUUUGAUGGCAGGAUAUAUCAAAAUAUUACCCAUGUUUUUGUUGGUUAUGCCCGGUAUGAUAAGUCGUGUUUUAUACACAGAUGAAGUGGCUUGUGUUGGUGCAGCGUGUGAAGAAGUGUGUGGUUCGACGGUCGCCUGUUCGAAUAUCGCAUAUCCUCGCCUGGUUCUUGGGAUUAUGCCGGCGGGUCUUCGUGGUGCAAUGUUUGCUGUCAUGAUGGCUGCGUUGAUGAGCGACCUUACCUCAAUAUUUAACAGCUCAAGUACAAUAUUCACCAUCGAUAUUUAUAGCCGAAUGCGGAAAAAACCGAGCACUCGUGAGUUGAUGAUUGUUGGACGUAUUUGGGUGGUGGUCAUGUGUGGUGUGAGUAUUUUAUGGAUACCUGUGGUGGAACGGUUUCAAGGUGGACAAAUGUUCCUAUACAUCCAAGCUAUCUCCUCGUACCUCGCUCCACCUAUAUGUGCCCUCUAUCUUCUGGCUAUAUUGUGGAAACGUAUCAACGAAUUUGGCGCCUUCUACGGUAUGAUGAUAGGUUUUGUGCUUGGCAUAUCCCGAAUGAUAUGCGAUUUUGCUUACCCGCAACCAGACUGCGGCGAGACUGACACAAGGCCUGGUUUUGUCACAUUAAACUUUAUGUACUUUGCUCUCAUCGUCUUUGUCGUUACUACCGUAUGUAUUAUCGUGCUCUCUUUCUUUGGCGAGGAACCUGAACUCGAGAAGGUGUCUCGUCUCACAUUUUGGACUCGUUUUGAUCCUCAAGAUGAAUCAAGUGUAUUGCCCAACCUUCAGAAAGCUGAGAGCUUGGAGUUGUCUGGUAAGGAUGAGCAAAAACCAGAGGAAAAUGAAAAGGAUAAAAUAAAGAUUGAAGAAGUCGAUAUAGUGGAAGAUGAUGACAGUAUGUGUAGAAAAACGUAUAAAUGGUUGUGUGGUCUAGAAGCUGGCCAUGAAGAUGCUGUGAAAGCUGAACGGCAGCAGGAAGAAAGAAUAAAGAAAUUAAGCAGCCUGAAACAAGAUCCUCGUACAAGUCUCAUCUUGAAUAUCAAUCUUGGAAUCAUUUUCUCAGUUGGCCUGUUUUUAUACCUGUACUUUACAUUUCAUCACGCAUAGAAGGAAUUCAGCAUGCUUAACGUAUAAACUUUGAUCAAUCUGUGAUCUGUCUACGUCAAUUUAAAGUAAAUAGAAAAGAUUUCAUAAUCUUUUUCCAGGCACCAUAUUCUUCAACUAGAAUUGCGCGCUCGCAUAAGUCGCAUACGCCGAAAGGGAGCUA
Messenger RNA from Dendronephthya gigantea, 2359 nucleotides. RefSeq names its product sodium/glucose cotransporter 4-like. Gene Ontology annotation, biological process: transmembrane transport. The transcript has 14 exons. Gene Ontology annotation, cellular component: plasma membrane. Gene Ontology annotation, molecular function: D-glucose:sodium symporter activity. NCBI's taxonomy places the organism in Eukaryota, Metazoa, Cnidaria, Anthozoa, Malacalcyonacea, Nephtheidae. The coding region runs from base 223 to 2199 and encodes 658 amino acids. The record is from RefSeq and is a predicted model, not a curated record.